AUGGUGUUCAAGCUGAACAAUCAGUUGCUCUCAAGGAUGGCCAUCGGCGACGGCCACGGAGAGAACAGCUCCUACUUCGACGGCUGGAAGGCCUACGACAGCGACCCCUACCACCACCAGAAUAACCCCGACGGCGUAAUCCAAAUGGGUCUCGCCGAAAACCAGCUCUGCUUCGACAAGGUUGAAGAAUGGCUCAAGAAAAACCCUGCUGCCUCCAUUUGCACCCCCGAAGGCGUCGCCGGGUUCAAGGACGUAGCCAUCUUUCAGGACUACCAUGGAUUGCCGCAGUUCCGAAAUGCGGUGGCGAAGUUUAUGGGGAAAGUGAGGGGAGACAGAGUGAGCUUCGACCCUGAUAGAAUCGUGAUGGCGGGUGGAGCCACCGGAGCUCAUGAGACCGUCGCUUUCUGCUUGGCGGAUCCCGGCGAAGCUCUGCUUGUGCCCACCCCAUACUACCCAGGGUUCGAUCGCGAUUUGAGGUGGAGGACGGGAGUCCAGCUCGUGCCGAUCGAAUGCGACAGCGCGAACAACUUCAAGCUGAGGAUGGAGGAUCUGGAAGCCGCCUACGAGAUGGCGAAGCUUAACAACAUUCGAGUCAAGGGACUGCUGCUGACCAACCCAUCCAACCCGCUGGGGACGAUUCUCGACGGCGACACAUUGAGGAACAUCGCCGCCUUCACCAACGAGAACAACAUUCACCUGAUCUGCGACGAGAUCUACUCCGCCACCGUCUUCGGCAAGCCCGACUACGUCAGCAUCGCCGAGAUCGUCGACGAGGACCGGAAGAGCGGCCGCAACGGGCUCAACCUGGACCUGAUCCACAUAGUCUACAGCCUAUCCAAGGACAUGGGCUUCCCGGGCCUGCGGGUGGGGAUAGUCUACUCCUACAACGACGUCGUGAUGAACUGCGCGCGGAAGAUGUCGAGCUUUGGGCUUGUCUCGGCCCAGACCCAGCACAUGAUCGGGUCCAUGCUGUCCGACCAGGAGUUCGUGGAGGAGUUUCUCGGGGCGAACCGGGCCAGGCUGGCGGAGCGGCACGGGGCUUUUACGGGCGGGUUGGGCCGGGUCGGGAUCCGGUGCCUGAGAUCCAGCAACGCUGGGCUUUUCGUGUGGAUGGAUCUGCGGCGGCUGCUGAAGGAGCAGAGCGUGGAGGCGGAGACGGCGCUGUGGCGGGUGAUAAUCAACGAGGUGAAGCUGAAUGUCUCGCCGGGGAGUUCGUUCCACUGCUCGGAGCCGGGUUGGUUCCGGGUCUGCUUCGCGAACAUGGACGACGAGACGAUGGAGGUGGCGCUGGGGAGGAUUAGGGCUUUUGUGGCGAAGCACAAGGAGGCGAUGAAGCCGGCGAGGAAGCUCUGCGCGCAGAGCAGCUUGAAAUUGAGCUUCUCCGGCAGGAUUUACGACGAAUUUAUUAUGUCUCCGAGGUCGCCGAUCCCUCAAUCGCCGCUGGUUCGAGCCAGAACUUAA
Molecule: messenger RNA, 1461 nt
Organism: Linum trigynum
Lineage: Eukaryota; Viridiplantae; Streptophyta; Magnoliopsida; Malpighiales; Linaceae
Source: the annotation of a GenBank genome assembly